GGGAAGGGUUGGAAGAGCCGCAGAGAGACACAGAGACAGAUAGAGACACAGAUUUGUGAUUUUAUAAUGAAAACCUACAACGCAGUGCAACUUACACAGACGCUACAUGUUAGACUGUUUAACACGCAACACACAGAGACACAGAGACAGAUAGAGACACAGACAGACAGAUAGAGACACAGAGAGACAGAGAAAGACAGAGACACAGACAGAGACAGAGAGGCACAGAGAGACGGAGACAGAGAGAGACAGAGACGAGACACAGAAACAGACACAGAGAGAGACAAAGGCGGAGAGGAGAGAGGCGGAGAGCUCGCGUGAUGGCUUCGCACGCCAGGUCGACGUUCGCCAUCAAGCGAGAAAACGACGAAGAUCACCCGAGCCUCGGGAUGGGGCCGGGCGCGAAGGUCAAACACGAAGACGCCGACGCUGCUGGCGCAGUCGUGAAGCAGGAGGACGAGGGGAGCCUGAGCCCCGAGAUCCUGAGGAUUGUGGUGAAAACGGAAUUCGAGGAUGACGCCACAGACGCAAUCGAGAGUCCGGAGGAGACGGAGGAAUCUUACGGAUGUCUCUUCACCGCAGACCAAAACUUCAUCGAGGUGGAGUUGUCCGAGGAGGAUGUCGACAAUGCGGCAGGAACGGAACUACUGUGCGAGGAGUGCGAGGCGGGCAGACGACGCUUGUGGACGAGGGCGGACGACGCCGGACGAGCGGCCGCCACGCCGGGAGCCUCCUGCGUGCGGUGUGGCAAGCCGCUGGAAGCCACGGCACCGUCGUGCGCGGCGGUCGCCGGCGACCGGCGGAGGCACGCGUGCGCCGAUUGCGGGAGGGAGUUUGCGCAGCGCUCCCACUUAGCGGAGCACGCGAGGACACACACGGGCGAGAAGCCGCACAUGUGCACGGAGUGCGGGAAGGGCUUCGCGCAGCGCUCCUCCCUGGAGGCGCACGCGAGGACGCACACGGGCGAGUGGCCGCACGUGUGCACCGAGUGCGGCCAGGGCUUCGCGCAGCGCUCGGAUCUGGAGAAGCACCGGAGGAUGCACAGCGGCGAGAAGCCGUACGUGUGCAAGCAGUGCGGCAGGGGCUUCGGGCAGAGUUCCACGCUGACGGCGCACGUGAGAACGCACACGGGCGAGAAGCCGCACGUUUGCAAGGAGUGUGGCAAGGGGUUCUCGCAGAGUUCCUCCCUGGAGGCGCACUCCAGGACGCACACUGGCGAGAGGCCGUACGCGUGCGAGCAGUGCGGCAGGGCCUUCGCCCUCCGCGCCACCCUGAACGCGCACGCGAGGAUGCACACUGGCGAGUGGCCGCACUCGUGCAAAGAGUGCGGCCGGGGCUUUGCGCAGCGCUCGGAUCUGGAGAAGCACCGGAGGACACACAGCGGCGAGAAGCCGUACGUGUGCAAAGAGUGCGGGAAGGCUUUCUCGCAGAGUUCAACGCUGACGGAGCACCUGAGGACGCACACCGGCGAGAAGCCGCACGUGUGCACGGAGUGCGGCAAGGGAUUCACGCGCUCGUCCGACCUCAAGAUCCACUUCAGGAUUCACACGGGCGAGAAGCCACACGUUUGCGCCGAGUGCGGCAAGGGCUUCGUGCAAAGCUCCCACCUGGAGGCGCACGUCGGGAAGCACGCGAGCGAGAAGCCAUACGCGUGCGACGAGUGCGGCAAGGGAUUCACGCGCUCGUCCGACCUGAAGAUCCACCGCAGGACCCACACGGGCGAGUGGCCCCACGCGUGCGACGAGUGCGGCAAGGGCUUCGCGAGGUCGUCCGACCUGAAGAUCCACCGCAGGACGCACACGGGCGAGAAGCCGCACGUGUGCGCCGAGUGUGGCCGGGGCUUCGCGCUCUCCUCCCACCUGGAGAGGCACACUAGGACCCACACAGGCGAGAGGCCGCACGUUUGCAAGGAGUGCGGCAAGGCGUUCGCGCAACGCUCCUCCCUGGAGGCGCACACGAGAACGCACACGGGCGAAAGGCCGUACGCGUGCGAGCGGUGCGGCAAGGCCUUCGCCCUCCGCGCCACCCUGAACGCGCACGCGAGGACCCACACGGGCGAAAGGCCGCACGUUUGCAAGGAGUGCGGAAAGGCGUUUUCGCAGAGCUCCUCCCUGGAGGCGCACACCAGGACGCACACGGGCGAAAGGCCGUACGCUUGCGAGCAGUGCGGCAGGGCCUUCGCCCUCCGCGCCACCCUGAACGCGCACGCGAGGACCCACACGGGCGAGUGGCCGCACGUUUGCAAGGAGUGCGGCCGGGGCUUCGCGCAGCGCUCGGAUCUGGAGAAGCACCGGAGGACGCACAGCGGCGAGAAGCCGUACGUGUGCAAGGAGUGCGGCAGGGGCUUCGGGCAGAGUUCCACGCUGACGGCGCACGUGAGGACGCACACGGGCGAGAAGCCGCACGUUUGCAAGGAGUGCGGCGAGGGGUUUGCGCAGAGCGGUCAUCUGAAGAGGCACUCAAAGACGCACGCGCUCGAGUGAAAACCUCGCAUGUCCCGAAUGGGUUUUUUUUUUGCCUCCCAUUUGAAAACCAGUGGGUAAUGAUUUUGUUGCUUACCAUAUGUCCAAAAUUUUUAUUAACACUUAUAUGGAAAAAAGAACAGAUAAUGCACCAUAACAUGCUAACAAAUACUCUUUGGUUCUUCGGUAAAGUCACGUGGGUAGAAAAAAUAAAAGAUCACGACGUUUCGAUCGCAACACAAGCAAUCGUCAUCAGGUAGAAAGAUACAGCAGUAGAACUACUGAACAAGAAAGGGCUGUUGCAACAAGAGGUUAUAUCCAGGUUUGAGGUGGGUGUCACCCAAGGGUACACCCACGCUAUUUUACCGAAAGAACCAAACAGUUUUAAAAAGUCAAAGAGUCUCACACUUGUUCGCCAUCGUUGUCAACGCACGCCUGGAAUCUUCUCCAGGUGGUCUCCAGAGCCCAGAGGGGCACAUUUCUUGUGUUAUUACAAAUUCUCAGAAGUGUCAACGUUUUUUGAAAGCACCCUGUAUAUACUUAUUUUGUUUCACCGCAAACUCUUAAACUGUACAGUUUAACACCUUAGCAGUAGUAGUAGGCGUUCGCGACCAAUAUUAUCCAUAUUAUAGGGGUUUUUUUUGGGUUAGAUCGCGUAAAUUUUAAUGCUGUCGUUAAACUCGCCGUCACCACCCGACACUGCCAAUUAGUUUGUCACGUAAACAAAACGUGGCAAUUCGAGUACAGCACCAACUGGUUGUGUGUCGUAGAGUAAACCCACUACGACGUUUAGAAUUCGAGUACCGUGACAUCCAGCCUCGUCAGGGGACAGGCAGAGUUGUGGAGAAAUCCUGCUCCUGUUUCGGGUUUUAAGUAAACGAUACAUUUUCAGAAUGUAACGAAUCACCUCCACGAGCGGAUAGAUACUCUGGAGAGCAGACCAACCGAGGUCACUCACACCUAAUGCACUCGCCGAUGGAUCGGUGAACUCUGCCCACGUGACCGCAACGCUUGCCAAGGUAAACCGAUUGCGUUUGUAAAGGAUAAAAAAAACAAUGGAUGACCACUUCAGCAUCUUCACCUCUAAUAAUAGGGGUUUCCCCCUUUUUUCUGGCAACAAAACUGAAAACUUUUUACAAGGAUUCAUGUCUGCAUUAACCACAAUACUUGCAGUCAAAAUUCUA
Lethenteron reissneri (Far Eastern brook lamprey) is the source of this 3646-nucleotide messenger RNA. RefSeq names its product zinc finger protein 345-like. The record is from RefSeq and is a predicted model, not a curated record. NCBI's taxonomy places the organism in Eukaryota, Metazoa, Chordata, Hyperoartia, Petromyzontiformes, Petromyzontidae. Gene Ontology annotation, biological process: regulation of DNA-templated transcription. Gene Ontology annotation, molecular function: DNA-binding transcription factor activity, RNA polymerase II-specific; RNA polymerase II cis-regulatory region sequence-specific DNA binding.